Molecule: messenger RNA, 933 nt
Organism: Arabidopsis thaliana (thale cress)
Lineage: Eukaryota; Viridiplantae; Streptophyta; Magnoliopsida; Brassicales; Brassicaceae
Product: Dormancy/auxin associated family protein
Exons: 3
Coding region: 323-649 (108 amino acids)
Source: RefSeq, marked reviewed
AUUCAUGUUGUUUAUUGACAGAGAAUAAUAACAUUUUGGCUAAACGUAUCAAAUUUUAACGAAAAUUCUAUGUGCAAGUAUAUAAACUUCAUUUGGUAAUUAAGUUAUCAAUUACUUGUCAAUUAUUUCUAGUCUAUUAUAGUAUUUCUCUAGAUAUUUUGUGGGUCAAAUAAAAAAUGAGAGAACUAGUCGACAAAGGAAAAGAGAUAUUUUUACGAAUAGUUUAAAAAUGAGUCUAUAAAUUAGAUGAAGGAAGCCCUUUAGUAAGUACUUCACACUUGACACAAUUCUAUCCAAAAUCAACCCAAAAAAAGAAAGAAAUAUGUGGGAUGAAACUGUAGCCGGACCUAAACCGGAGCAUGGCCUUGGCCGCCUCCGCAAUAAGAUCACCACCCAACCCCUUGACAUCAAAGGUGUAGGAGAAGGGAGCAGUAGUAAAACUGUGGCGGCGGUGGCCGGGAGUCCUGGAACUCCGACGACGCCAGGAUCGGCGCGUAAGGAAAACGUGUGGAGAAGUGUGUUUCAUCCAGGAAGUAACAUCGCCACUAGAGGAAUGGGCACAAACCUCUUCGACAAGCCUUCUCACCCAAACUCUCCCACCGUCUACGAUUGGCUAUACAGCGACGACACUAGGAGCAAGCACCGUUGAGCCGAGAGGGUAGAGUGACAUGAGAAUGAUGUAAAAUAAUUAUGUUCUUUACGCCACGUGUUUAUGUUCUGUUUCGUCUAUUUUGGCUAUAUGUGCAAUCUUUUAUUUGCUUCAUGUCGUUUGUGUUUGUUAGUGACCGUUGAUUUCCACCAUCUGGGUUAGUUUUUAGCUUUUAACGGUGGCGAUGCGUCUUCAGUGUCUUGUAAUAUUUUUACUGUUCGGUAAUAUUACAAUUAGCUUCUCUAAUGAUUUAGCUAACAAUAUAACUUAACUUAACUAUAAUU